Sclerotinia sclerotiorum 1980 UF-70 is the source of this 2154-nucleotide messenger RNA. RefSeq lists its product as hypothetical. Gene Ontology annotation, molecular function: protein binding. The record is from RefSeq and is a predicted model, not a curated record. The coding region runs from base 1 to 2154 and encodes 717 amino acids. The transcript is spliced from 2 exons. Lineage: Eukaryota; Fungi; Ascomycota; Leotiomycetes; Helotiales; Sclerotiniaceae.
AUGGCGUCAAAUCGUGACGAAUCAUUGGCCUUGCGCCAUAAUGUUGAGCGGGAUUUGGAGCGGUCAAGAAAGAAUACUUCAAAGGAGGACAAUCGCGAAUUUUGUUUAGCAACGAAGCAACAAACGAAUCGCGAUAACCUCGAGCCUGAUAUUGUUGAAUCUGGAGAGCCACUUUCAAUGGAGGACAACUGCAGAGCCGAUCACGAUCAUUCCGAUCCCACCAUAACUAUCUCAUCUACCAGUAAAUUGGCAGGUCAAACCGUUGCGCCAUUCCUUGCAAAACAUAUCCCAGAACAGUACGCACCCCUUGGACCCCCACAAACCACUUCAACUUCACGAAAGGAUCCAAAUACAAAAUAUUGUUAUCGACAUCGACCUGAUUCAAAAUGUCGAAGGACCGCCGAUGAACCUACAAUGGAGAAUUUACAAAGGGAACUCGAAAGUUUGUCGCAAUCAGAUCAACAAGGAAUAUCUCAUGUUUGGACACUUUUCUCUGCUGCACCCUCGAAACAUCGAAACCUUAUGCUUCAAGGCAUCCUAUCACAAUGCUGUUUCCCACAACUAUCCUACCUCUCCUGUGCGGUCAAGAAUCUCAUUCGAAUCGACUUCAUCACCGCUUUACCUUCCGAAAUCUCCUUCAAAAUCCUUUGUUAUCUCGAUACAACUUCCUUAUGCAAAGCUGCUCAAGUUAGUAGGCAAUGGCGAAUCAUGGCGGACGAUGAUGUAGUGUGGCAUAAAAUGUGUGAACAACAUAUUGAUAGGAAAUGUACAAAGUGUGGAUGGGGUUUACCACUAUUGGAACGGAAACGAUUGAGGGACUGGAAACGGCAACAACAAUUGAGAGCUACAGGUCUUGGUCUUAAUGACCGCUUACCUCAAACCACAUCCAUGCCAGAUGCUUCGCGCAAUACAGAAAGAAGCGUUGUGACAUUAAAUGCUUCGGGAAAGAGAUGUGCUACUGAGUUAGAGUGUUCAGAGGAAGGUUCGAAGCGACAGCGUACCAAUCCGGAGGAUUUAUAUCUUGGAAGACCAAAGUUUAGACCAUGGAAGGAUGUGUACAAAGAUAGGUUCAAGGUGGGAACGAAUUGGAAAUAUGGCCGAUGCUCGCUGAGGAUAUUUCGGGGCCAUCGUAAUGGCGUUACUUGUUUACAAUUCGAUGAUAACAUCCUCGCUACGGGAUCAUAUGAUGCCACCAUCAAAAUUUGGGAUAUCGAAACGGGAGAAUGUUUACGAACUUUGCGAGGUCACACAUCUGGAAUUCGAACUUUACAAUUUGACGAUACCAAACUAAUCAGUGGAAGUCUCGAUAAAAGUAUUCGAGUUUGGAAUUGGCGUACUGGAGAGUGUAUGUCUUCUUAUCCAGGACAUACUGAUGGAGUUGUUGGCCUUCACUUUGAAGGAAAUAUUCUUGCCUCAGGCUCUAUUGAUCGAACCGUUAAAGUCUGGAACUUUGAAGAUAAAUCUACAUUCGGUUUACGGGGUCACAAAGAUUGGGUCAAUGCCGUCAAGGUCGACUCUGCUUCAAGGACUCUGUUUUCUGCUUCUGACGAUUGCACCAUUCGCCUCUGGGAUCUUGAUACUCGUCGUACGAUUCAGACCUUCGAAGGUCAUGUGGGUCCAGUUCAACAAGUCACUAUUCUUCCAGCAGAGUACGAAUUUGAUGAUGUAGAUGUUGAAGAAGCAGAUGAUGGAACAUCAAGUAUAGCAUCAUCAACUGAACUCAAUCGUCCCAUAGGAGAAAGUUGUUCUUCCUCCCAAACCUCCCCUCUCUUCGACUCCUGGCCAGCAGGUCGUCCUCGUCCACCCCGCUACAUUCUUACGGGCGCUCUAGAUAACAAUCUUCGUCUCUGGGAUGUAUCAACUGGUCGUUGUCUCAAAACUCUUUUUGGUCAUGUGGAAGGUGUAUGGGCUCUUGCAGGUGAUACAUUGAGGGUUGUGAGUGGUGCCCAAGAUAUGAUGACGAAAGUAUGGGAUGCUAGGACAGGAAAGUGUGAUAGGACGUUCACGGGUCAUAGAGGACCGGUCACGUGCAUUGGUUUGAGUGAUAGUAGAAUGUGCACUGGAAGUGAGGAUUGUGAGGUUAGACUUUACAGUUUCAAGGGGGAUAUGGAAGAGACGGUCGAUACGGGAUUUAUUGAGGAAGUUGCACAGUGA